This is a messenger RNA of Phyllopteryx taeniolatus (common seadragon), 2842 nucleotides long. RefSeq lists its product as uncharacterized. The coding region runs from base 200 to 1831 and encodes 543 amino acids. NCBI's taxonomy places the organism in Eukaryota, Metazoa, Chordata, Actinopteri, Syngnathiformes, Syngnathidae. The transcript is spliced from 3 exons. The record is from RefSeq and is a predicted model, not a curated record.
CGAGUGGGGGGAAUGCAAGCAAGAUUGAGCCUGCAGUAGUGGUUCAUUUGCUGACUUGCAACAUGGUUUUAGGAGCAAGUAGCCAGUGAGGAAUACAAGAAGACACUAGAUAUUUGUAACCCUCUCACACACUGUAUGGCUUUGUGAGAGAGAUUUGCUGAGCUCAUCAACCACCCACCCCCCCACCACCGCCACCGACAUGCUGACUGCUGGUGUGUGGCUGAUGGCCCUGCUAGGCCCAGUGCAAGGCUGGGGCCUGUCACCGGCAGCUGACGACAAUGCUGCGCCAGACCUCCAGUGCAGCCGCUGCUUCCACGGGCAGACAUUUCCUCAGUGGGAAGGCUUGGCGCCAAGCCCUAUGUGUCACAGGACGCCCGGCGGCCACGACUUCGCCACCCUGCGCAGGCUCGACUGUGAAACGGCUGUCGCCUCGGCCCUCCGUCUAGGCCCUGGAUGGAUGCAGGGACAAGAGGGAGAGGAGCUUGUGGAAAUAGAAGCGGAUGGAGUCAAAGUGUCCAUUCCAGCUCUUCUCAGAGGAGGCGAGCAUGCGUCUCCAGCUACAGACUCCCCCCUCCAACGGUGGGACUGGGCCGUCUCCACUCUGGUUCGAUCCAGCGUUGCCCCCGAGUGCAGCGCUCUGGGUGGGGAGCUCUACGUCCUAACAGGGGCGGGAGCACCCGGGGACGAGGGGUGUCAGGCGGGGCCGCUGCUGUGGUCCGCGGCGUGCUGCUCGGUCCCGGAGGCCGAGGGCGACUUCAGUGUGGGCUUGAUCAGCGAGACGGGAAAUGACGAUGUCAACGAGAAACGAGUGAGCGUCAAGGAGCUGCAGGAGAGGCUGGGAGUGGAGGAGCUGUUCUCUGGAGGCUGCGCGGGGGCGGACGGGGAGUCGACCGGUGUCGCGCUGAGUCUUCACACCGGGGACCGCACACGAGAGUUGGCUGCAGAUGAAAUCGCUUUGGACAGCAAAAUCGAUGAUGAAAGCGACUCUGAUUCGAGCGAAGCGGAUGCAAGUGAUGCAGAUGAAAGCGACCCAGAUGAAAGCGAAGCGUUUGCAAGGGAUGCGGAAGCGGAUGUGACAGAGGAGUCUGCAGUGAAGACUGAGAGCAGCAGUGCAGAGGAGGCUGAUGAGACGCGUUCUGUUGAAACUGUGCCUGAACAGGAGGACGAGGCAGACGCCAAUUCCAGCAGCAUUGUGGUCUCUAUCUUCUCCACCACGUUGUCCAUCCUCAAAGCUCCACUCAGGCCUAUCUUCUCCAGAAUCACUCAGUUCCCCGGACAGGUGACAUAUGUUCUCCGGGAAGAACUCGCCGUCCUCGCUGCUCUUCCAGGAGACUCCUUUUCCCUCUUCUACCUCUUGACGUCGGACCUGUUAUCGUGGAUGCGCUGGGCAGCCGAAACGCUGCUGGACAUCCUGAUGAACUGUGUCUAUAGCCUUUACUACUGCGUCUCCUCCAUGCUGGCAGAACUGCUAAACAGUUGCUUCACAGGUGUCACUGGCGUGGGGACGCUAGCCGGCGACACGGUCUGGAUAUUCGGGGACGCCCUGGGCAACACCUGGUGGGUAAGCAAGUUCUUCGGAGGGCGUCUUCUGAAGCAGAGCGGGGACUACGCCGGGACGGUGGCGAUGGAGAUGGGGGAUCAGGCGCUAGCCCUGGGCGGAGGGACGGGCUGGCUGGCGUGGAGAAGCGUAGCCGGGGUGUUCAAUAUGUUCAUCAUUGGGGGGAAUAUCCUCAUCGGGGUGGUGGAUGUGGUGUUUGGGGCUUUCAAGGAAGGUUUUGGACAGGAGAAGGAAAUGAAACCGGUCCACACUGUUUUGUCUGAGACUGAGUAGGAACAUUUUGGAGUGGUUGUGUUUUUUCUUGCACUGGAAUCUUAUUUUCCCAACGUUUUUAAAGGCUUAACAAUGAACAUAAAUUAUUGUUUUGUUCUAUUUAAAGAGGACAUAUUGUGGAAAAUUUACUUCUAAAUGGCUUCUAUCUAAAUAGUCGGGUCUUCGAGGACCAAUUAUGAAAUUAAACUAAGUAAAUAUUUUACCUGCCUAUUUCUGAAAAUGUGUGUGAGCAAGCCGUUCUCUGCUUCCGGUACUUUUACAUAACUGUGUGAAUAAUUUACAUAAUAGCCUCGGGACCUUGAGUUUGACACUUGUGGAUGUAGAGGCACUAUUAUACAGACACACCCACAUCUCCUGCUUGUGUGACGCCCCUGUCAUCAUGUUAAAGCCGAAAGGUAAGCUGAGCUGCAUGGAGUUUUGUUUGAUACACAGAUUAGCAUUAGCUUCUGAUGAGUGGCAUAUACUCGAUUGUGCGGUGAAGUUGGUGGCAGUGGGGGUGUAUUUGUGUUUGGUGAUGUGUCAAUGUGCCAUAUACAUACUGCAGUGUAUGAAGUACUGCCUCCUUCAGUGAAAAUGCUUUCAUUGUCUUUUCAAGGAUUCAAGAACUUUAAUCUUCAUACCAACACACAUUUACACACGAAAUUUGUUACCCAAUGUCCCAGAUUAGCCCAAUAAGUCUCAAGGCUUGUGAAAUAUACAUAGAGUAAGAAAUAAGAUAAAAUAAGACAGGAUAAAAAAAGAUAAAAACACUUAUUUGAACAUUUGUUUACUUUUAUGGGCACUUGUGUUAUUAAAACAUCUGGGAACUGUUUAAAUUGUGGGGGAAAACAUGUUUCCUUUAAAUCAAUGUUAACCAGUUCAACAUUUUUUUUGGUGAAAAUUACCUCUUAAGUGUGAUAAAGGGAAGAACUGCUUGAUGACACUGAAUGUUCCUUUGUUUUAUAAUAAUUGUAAUAAUGAUGAUUGGAUGUGUUUGGGUUGUAUGUUUGAAUAAAAGAGAAUUGCGGCUUA